Molecule: messenger RNA, 2020 nt
Organism: Pistacia vera
Lineage: Eukaryota; Viridiplantae; Streptophyta; Magnoliopsida; Sapindales; Anacardiaceae
Product: putative pentatricopeptide repeat-containing protein At1g02420
Exons: 1
Coding region: 1-1524 (507 amino acids)
Molecular function (GO): protein binding
Source: RefSeq, a predicted model, not a curated record
AUGAUUGUUAAGACCUUCACACCCUCACUGUCACGAAGGUUAAGGUGCGCUCCUAAAUUAUCAUUUGUAUCUGAUAAUGCAAAUUCGUUUGUGGUUGCUGCAUUGUUCUGCUCUGAUAACUCUCCUCCGAAGGACGACGUUGAAAUUGUUUUUGGGAUAAUCACUAGCUCUACCUCUUCCAAAAACCUCCAACUAUCGUUGAAAUCAAGUCGGGUUCUUUUCUCUAAUGAUUUGAUUGAUAAAGUUUUAAAGAGAGUCAGGUUUAGCCACGGAAAUCCUCUACAAGCUCUCGAGUUCUAUAAAUAUGUUUCCAGUAGAAGAGGGUUUUAUCACUCUUCCUUUUCUUUAGAUACAAUGCUUUAUAUAUUAGGCAGAGGCCGUAGAUUUGAUCUAAUAUGGGACCUUCUGGUUGAUACCAAGAGAAAAGAUCAAUCUUUAAUAUCGCCACGAACUAUGCAAGUGGUUUUAGCUAGAGUUGCUAAGGUUUGUUCUGUUAGGCAGACUGUAGAGUCUUUCAGAAGGUUUAAGAAACUGGUUCCAGUAUUUGAUAUUACUUGUUUUAAUGCUUUGUUGAGGACUUUGUGUCAGGAGAAGAGUAUGACAGAUGCUAGAAAUGUGUAUCAUAGUUUAAAGCAUGAUUUUAAGCCUAAUUUGCAGACUUUUAAUAUACUUCUGUCUGGUUGGAAAUCGGUGGAGGAGGCUGAGGGGUUCUUUCAGGAGAUGAGAGAAAUGGGAGUAAAACCUGAUAUUGUUUCUUACAAUUGUUUGAUUGAUGUGUAUUGUAAGGGUAGACAAGUAGAGAAGGCACAUAAGGUGUUUGAGAGAAUGAGAGAUGAGGAUAUAUCGCCUGAUGUGAUCACAUAUACAAGUAUAAUUGGGGGUUUGGGGUUGGUAGGUCAGCCUGAUAAAGCUAGAGAUAUUUUGAAGGAAAUGAAGGAGUAUGGAUGUUACCCGGAUGCUGCAGCCUACAAUUCUGCAAUUAGGAAUUAUUGUAUUGCAAAGAGGCUUGGUGAAGCAUUUGAGUUGAUGGAUGAGAUGGUGCGCAAGGGAUUAGACCCGAAUGCAACUACUUACAAUCUCUUCUUUAGGGUUUUUUACUGGUCAAAUGAUUUGAAAAGUGCCUGGAAUUUAUAUCAGAGAAUGAUGGAUAGUGGGUGCCUCCCAAAUACACAGUCUUGUAUGUUUCUAAUUCGGUUAUUUAGGAGGCAGGAAAAGAUGGAGAUGGCAUUGCGGUUGUGGAAUGACAUGGUGGAGAAGGGUUUUGGGUCUUAUGUUUUGGUAUCUGAUGUGUUGUUUGAUUUGCUUUGUGAUAUGGGAAAGUUGGUGGAAGCAGAGAAGUGUUUCUUGGAGAUGAUAGAGAAAGGGCAUAAGCCAAGCAACAUUUCUUUUCGGAGGAUCAAGGUUCUUAUGGAAUUAGCAAACAAGAAAGAAGCCCUUCAAAACUUGAUGCAGAAAAUGGCCAUUUUCGGGCCUCCUGUCCAAGUUUGUGAAAGUGAAGAAAGCCUGGCUGAGAAGUCAAUUUAGACUCUCUUCUAUGUUAUUUGCAAAUGGCAUGGUUGUGAUUGAACUUCCCAUUUCGUAGGUUCUAAAGAACUGACUGAUAGUACUGAGAUGCCAAACGUGUCCUUCUAAAGUGUCAUAGAAUGAACCAAAAUUGAAGAAUCAGGCCUCUGGCAGUGUAUUGUCCUUUGUAGAAUAGGCGCAGGUUGGCCCCUAAGGGGAGGUGUUUGCUUGAAAGAAAAGGAGGAAGCCAUUUGACUUUAUGAGACGAAAAAGCCAGAGUUUCAUAAACUGGGCUAUUUUCAUUGCAACUCGUACCACAAUUCCGUGGAAGAACCGGAAUCCGGGCAGUCCGAGGGACCACCAAUUCACCUCUCUAUGUCCACCUUAUCUUGGGUUGAAAUAUUCCAAUCGGUGUUUCUCUUGUCCGAGAUUGAAACUCCAUUCCACUUUUGAACCAAUCAAUUUUGCUUAUUCGGAGGACUAAUCCAUUGUUGUAGGAUUGCUGAUGCUCCUGUAC